Molecule: messenger RNA, 2037 nt
Organism: Naegleria lovaniensis
Lineage: Eukaryota; Heterolobosea; Eutetramitea; Acrasida; Naegleriidae
Exons: 3
Coding region: 1-2037 (678 amino acids)
Biological process (GO): transmembrane transport
Cellular component (GO): membrane
Molecular function (GO): ATP binding; ABC-type transporter activity; ATP hydrolysis activity
Source: RefSeq, a predicted model, not a curated record
AUGAACGAAAACUCUUCCAACAUGAUUGUGUCAUCAACACCGAGAGCUACAAAUUCUGUAGUCGGUGAUGAAAAACCUGCUCCUACCAUCAUUGAAAUUGAACAACCACAAACUCUCUCAAGAAAUCCUUUCAAGAGAAGAAAGCAAAGGAAAGAACAAGCACAAAAAGCAAAAGAUGAAGAAAUUCCGGAUCCAAGAGAACCAAAACUAAAAAGAUUGGACCACUGGACGAUUUACAAAAUGUUUGGAGUUUCCAAUUGGUUUUUGAUUUUCUUGGGUUGCAUUGGAGCUGCUGGUGCUGGUGUCAUUCCACUUUGUUUCCAAUUUGUUUUGGGAGAUUUAAUCAAUUCCAUUGCUAAAUACUAUAAUGAGCCUGAUAAAUUGAGAGGAGAUAUCAAUUGGAUGGCUGGUCAAUUUGCAAUCAUUGCUUUGGCAGCCACAAUUGCCAACACCAUGAUGCAAUUUUUCCUUUCCUGGGCUUCUGAAAGAAUUGGUACUAAUUUAAAAGAAGGAUAUUUUAAUGCUUUAACUGCACAAGAGAUGGCAUUUUUUGAUAUCAAGAAAGUUGGUACUCUUACCAUUGCUCUCAGUGAAGAUGUUGCAAAAAUUCAAGAAACAUAUACGAUGAAGUUUGCUACAUUUAUCCAACAAUUCACUCAAUUCAUUGUUGGUAUCAUCCUUGCUUUUAUAUCCAGCUACCAAAUGUCACUGGUAAUGUUGAGUACGAGUCCCUUGAUGGUUGUUUCUGUUGGUGUACUUUCUCAAUUAAUCAAAGUUUUUACAAAGAAGACUAAUGAAGCCAACGAACACUCAGCUGCAAUUGCUACUGAAGUUAUUUCGUGCAUGAGAACUGUCAGAAGUAUGGCAGGUGAAGAAAAGGAACAACAACGAUUUAAAACCGAUUUGAAAAUGGUCAACUUUUAUGGAUUAUUUAAGGCCCUUGCUCAAGGAAGUACAUUUGGAGGUGUAUCAUUUAUUUUGUGGGGCACAGUUGCUCUUGCUUUUUGGUAUGGAGGUGGCUUAACUGUUGAUAAGGUGAUUACAGUCGGAGACAUGUUUAAAGUAUUUGGUUUGAUGCUUAUGGGUGUCCUUGGUUUGUCUCAAGCAUUUACCUUCUUCCCUGAUCUCACCAAGUCAAGAAUGAGUCAAGAAACACUCCUCAAAGUCAUCAAAAGACAACCAGAAAUUCCAUUCAAGGGAGGAAAAACUUUGAACAAGAUUGAGGGUAACAUUUCUAUUCGUAAUGUUGACUUUAUUUAUCCAUCAAGACCUAAUAUUGUGGUUUUGAAGAACUUCUCAUUGGAUAUUAAACCAGGUCAAGCAGUCGCUUUGGUUGGACCAUCAGGAUCAGGAAAAUCGACCAUUGUCGGCUUGGUAGAACGAUUUUAUACUCCUAAAUCUGGACAAAUCUUUAUUGAUGGUGUGGACAUUGCCGAAUUAGACCCAAUGUGGCUCCAUAGAAAUAUUGGUAUUGUCACACAAGAACCUGUUCUCUUUGCAACAACUAUUAAGGAAAAUAUUGCAUAUGCUGUAGGAUUGGAAAAUAUCACAAUGCAACAAAUUGAAGAAGCUGCUAAAGCUGCCAAUUGUCACAAUUUCAUCAUGGACUUACCAGAAGGUUACAAUACCAUGCUUGGUGAGAAGGGUGUUUCUUUGUCAGGUGGUCAAAAGCAAAGAAUUGCCAUUGCUCGAGCCUUAUUGCAAAAUCCAAGUGUUUUGCUUCUAGACGAAGCAACUUCUGCAUUGGAUACUGAAAGCGAAGCGUUGGUGCAAGCUGCUUUGGAUCACUUGAUGAAAGGGCGUACAACCAUUUGUAUUGCUCACAGACUUGCCACUGUCAAAAAUUCAGAUGUCAUUUGCGUCCUAGCUAAGGGUGUAUUAGUUGAGAAGGGCAAACACGAAGAAUUGUUGCAAAUUGAGAACGGUGUUUACCGAAAGCUGGCAGAAAAACAGAUGGCAUUUGGUGCUGUUUCUGGGAUGGACAAAUCUGCAAGCAAAAUGGAUUUGGAAGUUGUCAUGGAUGUGAUCGAGGAAUAA